This is a messenger RNA of Suricata suricatta (meerkat), 1272 nucleotides long. It is a transcript of the gene LTK, whose product is annotated as leukocyte receptor tyrosine kinase. Lineage: Eukaryota; Metazoa; Chordata; Mammalia; Carnivora; Herpestidae. The record is from RefSeq and is a predicted model, not a curated record. Gene Ontology annotation, biological process: protein phosphorylation; multicellular organism development; regulation of neuron differentiation. Gene Ontology annotation, cellular component: signaling receptor complex. Gene Ontology annotation, molecular function: transmembrane receptor protein tyrosine kinase activity.
GGGUCGGGCACCUGCCACACAGCAAGUUUAGCCAUCAUCAUUGUACGCUGUGUGGAGCUCAGCUUCCAGACUGCCCUUAGCCUAAUUCUGCUGGAGUUGAGAUCUGGAAGGGGACAUGAACAGUUUCCUGAGGAACAACUGGCCACACUUGGGCCAGCCAUCACCUCUGGCCAUGCGGGACCUGCUCCAGCUGCCUCAGGACAUAGCCCAGGGCUGCUACUACCUGAAAGAAAAUCACUUCAUCCACAGGGACAUCUCUGCCAGGACUGCCUGCUGAGCUGCACUGUGCUCAGCCCAGUCAGUAGUCAAUACUGGGGACUUCAGGAUGGCGAGAGAUAUCUGCAGAUAUGGUGUCUGGGGACGUGGGCCAGUUAUUACAAGGAGGGCCGGGUUCUGCUGCCUGUCAAGUGGAUGCCUGCAGAGGCCUUCCUGAUGAUCUGCACAUCCAAGACAGACUCCUGGUCUUUUGGGGUCCUGCUCUGGGAAGUCUUCUCAUUUGGCUACAUGCCCAACCCUGGGUGCACCAACCAGGACAAGCUGUACUUCGUCAUUGGAUGGGGACUGAUGGGCCCUCGCUGGAACUGUCCAGGGCCUGUAUACUGUGUCAUGACCCAGUGUUGGCAGCACCAGCCUGAACUCUGCCCCCAUUGUGCCAGCAUCUUGGAGCAUUUUCAGUACUGCAUUCAGGACCCUGAUGUGAAUUUAUUCCUGCCAAUGGAGCCAUGGCCCACUCUGGAGAAGGAAAAGGCUUCUGGGCUGGGGAGCAGGUCUUUGGAGAGCCUGAGAUCCCCACAAGCCCAGGAACUGAGUCUGGAGAGCUUAAAGAGCUGGGAAGGGAGCCUCCUUGGCCCCUGGCUACUUUCUAGUUCUAGGGACCUCCAACCUCAGAACCUUUGGAAUACCCCCUUUGGCUCUUGGGCCCCAAGGACUCAGGCAUUGAUGAUAGCAAUGAUUCCUCCCUGCGCUUUCCUUGGGCUUCUAGGUAGCUUGUUAUUCCAGUAGCCUCUGUCUCUUGCAGUCUGUACUGCGUGUCUAGGCCUGUCUCAGAGCUGGCCAGGCACCAGUGGACACCCCAUCCUGGAAACCAGCCCAGGCUUCUUGGAGAAGAGCUUGGACACUCCCAGCCUUUGAUCUUUGGGACCAGAGGUUGAAAUUGCCUCCCUCAGGAAGCCUUCUCUGGAUUACCCUUUCCCCCCUCCAUGAGUGUCUUUAAUCUGGGCAGCCCUCAACCCUACAGACGUCUCUAAUAAAGAGCUCUUCUUCUACUCUCCA